This is a messenger RNA of Ixodes scapularis (black-legged tick), 1602 nucleotides long. RefSeq names its product E3 ubiquitin-protein ligase lubel-like. The transcript has 3 exons. The record is from RefSeq and is a predicted model, not a curated record. NCBI's taxonomy places the organism in Eukaryota, Metazoa, Arthropoda, Arachnida, Ixodida, Ixodidae. Bases 1 to 1602 code for a protein of 533 amino acids.
AUGAGCGACCUGCACCACACGACGGUCCAGGGACUGCCGCCUCAGCAGAUUCUUCAGGGCUACCCGCAGCACUUCGGCCCCGCCUUCGGACCGGCUUUCGGACCCACGUACCGGACGCCUCCGGCCUUCGGGUAUCCGAUUCCGUACGCCAUGGCUCCGGGCGCCCAGCUGCAGUACUACCGGAGCCCCGCAGCCUUCCUGGGAUCGACGGGCUCGUGGAGCAACGUCAACUCGGCGGCCGAGGACGGCAAGGAGACAGACGACGAGACGCACAAGUCGCAACGCCAUUCCACGCUUGAUAGUCGCCGGAUCAAGCGCAGCCAGAGCUGCAUGCACGACCCCAUCGUGCAUCCUGAUUCGUCUACCGUCAAAACGAAGAGUAGAGCGAGAACGGGUAGCCUGCCCCAAGCCAACAUCCCUGCAGCCGCCGUCGAACGAGAGCCAAACAGGACGUCGACGACACCUUCACGCAAGGAAGCUACCGUCGCCGCCGCCACUAACUUCCCCAGAAUCGAACAUUCCGAAACGAACGACAGGCUGGAGUCGCGCCUCAACGGGAACGCCAGCGAAUGUCCGAAGCCCACCGUCGCCUCGCAGGCAUCCGGAGACGGCAACCAGGCGACUCAGGGAACCAAGUCAACGCACACUCCAGAAGCCGAAAGACCCAAGUGGGAUCCGACAAAAGCGUGGCGAUGCGAGCACUGCACCUUCAUCAACGAACCGGGGUCCAGGAUCUGCCUGAUCUGCUGCAAGACCACCUUCAGGGAAGAGUCGCCUGCGCCUGCGUCGGAUGACGAGUCACAACGUCAGAAGAAGAGGGCCGACUUUCAGGACACACUCGCGGACAAAGACAUCGAAGUGGUCACGAACGGGACAGCGGCUGGACCCGCGUCAGUGCAAGGGACUGAACAGAAGCUUCAGCAGAGGACGGAGCCGGUGUCGACGGAAGGAAAGAGCGCAGAUAGUCAGACACCCUUCAGCGACGACUUUAUCAAGGAGCAGCAGGAGGUAGAAAAGGAAAUACGGCGAAGACUUGAAAUCCAGAUGAGGAUCGACGAAGAGAACCGAAAGUUGGAGGGCACAGUGGAAGAAACCAAGACCGUUCAACACUUCCAAGCCGACAGCGCGGAAACCGAGAGUUCAAGCGUUCCGCCGCAGGCGUUGCUGCAGACACCAACAACUGCGGCAGCGGACACACCGCUCGCCACGCCGAAGCCCCAAGCAGAAGCCGGGACCACCGAUCAGACGACCAUCUAUCGGUCCACGGUGCAACAGUCCCAUUCCUCCAGUCAGACCGUGACGUCCGACGAGAUUAAAAUGCGCGAGGUGUCGCCAACGCAAACGACGCCGGCAGAGGUAACUCAAGCCGUGCGGCCCAAGGUUCUCUACAAGGCUUCAGUGGGCACGGACACUGAAGACUUUGUGGACUCAACGUCGUCGGACACGCAGCAGCCUCAGGACAAGAGACGUCGCACAUUCGCGGCGGCCAAGUCCCAGUCCCUCGAUCCACCGAGACCGCCGGCCUACCUGGGCAAGGUGGGACAACAGGCCCCGAGAGGAACGCGCAUUAGUAAUCUCAUAAGGUCAGUACGCAACCUAUAA